AUGACAGUUGAAAUUAAACCAUUCAUCGUCGAUAGUACUUAUAUUGAUGACAUCAGUUCAAGCAUAAGAUCGAGACCUAUUCCCUGGGAAGCGUUCGCCCAAAGCGACCAAUUGACCAAUGACCAGGCCAAGCAGAUGAAGGCUCUGGAUAGAGAGUUGAACGCGAACACAGUUGACGCAAUCUUGAAACAAAAGGAUAUCUAUGCUGCUACGAUUUUUGCUUUGCUGAAUGAGUCUCAAAGAGACGAUAUCACCAAGUAUUUGGUUGUACUGAUAAGCGACCUUUUAACGGAACUGCCAACGAUCUCUGAUAGUUUACUGGGUUUGUCCAGCAUCGAUUCGUCUCUACCAUACAGACCUCUUCUCAAACAGUUGAACUCAUCCGAUGAGGCAAUUCGCUUGGUUGCAGCCUAUGACUUGACCUCUUUGCUUAUCAUAGACUCUCCACUGAAGAACCAAUCCGAGACUGAAGUCGAAGACAUCCUCAAAAGCUUGUUCGAAUUCCUCGCAGUGAAGCUCCUGGCAUCCACGAACAUCAACCUGAACUACUUUGGCGUGCAAUGCAUCAAGGAGUUGCUUUGCAUCAAGCCAUAUAGAGACAUAUUCUGGAAGUACCAGGCCAAAUGCUUCCCACCAUUGUACAAGGCGAUGAGCGACAGAAGAGGUGACCUGCAAAUGAAAUACUACUGUAUUCUGUCCGUAUGGCUGCUGACAUUUAGCAAGAAGGUAGCAGCUGAAUUGCCUGUUUUCUUCCCUGAUAGCAUUGACUUUUUACUCACUAAUGCCAGGGAGUCGGUCAAGGAAAAGAUCGUCAGACUGUCCAUCUCCUCGAUAUUGAAUCUUUUGGAUGUCCCAAAGAAUGAGGCCGUUAUCAAGCAUUUGCUCGUCAAGAAAGGACUCGACGUCACCAAGCAAUUGAUAGAGAGAAAGUGGGCGGACGAAGAGCUCAAGGCAGACCUCGAGAAGCUGCUCGGAGUGUUGAACGAUGCCGUGGAUACCUUGACCACAUUCGACGAAUAUGCCAAUGAGCUCAACACCAAGAAACUCAGCUGGUCUCCUCCACACAAAUCAGAAGAGUUCUGGAUUGAAAACAUUGGUCUUUUCAAGGAGAACAACUGGAAGAUACUGACAAAGCUGGUCACGCUUUUGGAUGUAAAUGAGGACGAAACUGAUGGCAGCGCAUUGCAACAAGGUUUCUUGAACCAAGCAAUAGUGUGUCACGAUGUUUCUCAGAUCAUCAAUCAUUGGCCUGAGGUUGUCAAGGUUCUUGAGAAGACUGGUGCUAAGACCAAGAUCAUGACCUUGAUGAACUCGCCCAAUCCAACCGUCAAGUACGAGGCUCUGAAAACUACCCAGAACCUUGUUGCACACUCUUUCAGCAGUUAA
This is a messenger RNA of Kuraishia capsulata CBS 1993, 1386 nucleotides long. RefSeq lists its product as uncharacterized. Lineage: Eukaryota; Fungi; Ascomycota; Pichiomycetes; Pichiales; Pichiaceae. Gene Ontology annotation, biological process: proton transmembrane transport. The record is from RefSeq and is a predicted model, not a curated record. Gene Ontology annotation, molecular function: proton-transporting ATPase activity, rotational mechanism. Bases 1 to 1386 code for a protein of 461 amino acids. The transcript is spliced from 2 exons. Gene Ontology annotation, cellular component: vacuolar proton-transporting V-type ATPase, V1 domain; fungal-type vacuole membrane.